This is a messenger RNA of Oncorhynchus masou masou (cherry salmon), 2645 nucleotides long. Its product is annotated as hsp90 co-chaperone Cdc37-like 1. The transcript has 8 exons. Bases 172 to 1257 code for a protein of 361 amino acids. Gene Ontology annotation, biological process: protein folding; protein stabilization. The record is from RefSeq and is a predicted model, not a curated record. Gene Ontology annotation, molecular function: heat shock protein binding; protein-folding chaperone binding. NCBI's taxonomy places the organism in Eukaryota, Metazoa, Chordata, Actinopteri, Salmoniformes, Salmonidae. Gene Ontology annotation, cellular component: cytoplasm.
UUGAAUAAAAGCAUGGAGGCUGCUGUGUAUUUGUGCUCUGAUCCAAAUAUCACUUUUGCUAGUGCUGUGCCUUUCUUUGGAAGAACUUAGGCGAUAUCGAUAUUUUCCCAAUUGAUAGAUUCGGCCUCGGUGUUUUGGGCGGGUCGAGACGGAGCAGCAGCAGUAGCAGCGAUGGAGUGGUUCGGGACUGGAAACUCCCCAAUGUUUCCCGAAGAGGAAGAGGGUUACAGUGCCUCUGCCUCUUCUGUGCCAAGUAGCUUUCACAGCUCAUCACUGCAGGAGGAUGCCAGUGCAGAGUCCAUGGUGUCCCUGUGCCAGAGGCAGCAGCAGUGUGUGAAGGCCUCCGUUUCCAGCUGGCAGUUAGUGGAGGCUCAGGACCAGCUGUGUGGGAUGGAGCUGCACGGCUCCGAGAGCGUCGAGCAGGAGCGCGCCCGCGCUGUCGCCGGCCAAUCGGAGCUCUCGCAGACAGAACAUGAGUGGCGCCGGAAGGAGAGCAUGCUGGGAGGGAGCAGGAGCCCCGUGCUCAGCACUGACAGCAGCCGGGACAUGUUCGACAAGAGUAUUAUUAAUAGUAAAAACGUUGAAUUGGAGGUUCACGACAAGAGCAAAACCUUUGUUCAGAAGUAUGAAAAAGAAUUGAGACAUUUUGGCAUGUUGCGGCGGUGGGAUGACAGCCAGCGCUUCCUGUCUGACCUGCAUCACCUUAUCUGCGAGGAGACGGCCAACUACCUGAUCCUCUGGUGCUUUAGACUUCAGGCCGAAGAGAAAGAGGCGUUGAUGGAGCAGGUAGCUCACCAGGCUGUUGCUAUGCAGUUUAUCCUGGAGAUGGCCAGCACCUCUCAGCAGGAUCCCAGAGGCUGCUUCCGUCACUUCUUCCACAAAGCCAAAGCUGGACAAGAGGGGUACUUAAACGUCUUCCAUGCUGAGCUAGAAGCCUUUAAGCAGAGAGUAAAAGAGUACACCGUCAAGUUCAAAGGAGAGACACUCUCCAACGACACACCGCUCCAGAGCAGUACAGCACGCUGUCAUCUGGAUCCCAAAGAGGUUCUAGAAUCUUUACCCCCAGAACUGAAGGCAGGGUUCCAGCUGCAAGACAUGCAGAUUCUCCAGAAUGUUCUCAGCACCAUGAAUCCACAGGUGGCAGAGUACCAUGUGAAGCGUUGUCUGGAGUCCGGCUUGUGGACGAACAAAGAAGGGAGACGGUCCAAGGAGGAAGGUAAUCCAGAAACAGAUGAUCUGCGCAUGAUGGAGACAUAACGACUGGUGCACGCUCCCUCCAUCUCUCCCAUAGGAAUUGACACUCAAUAGGAAAAGGGCUGAGCUCCCCACAGAGACUUAUUUUUGUAUGCAGCAGAAUCUGCGCCUGAAUGUGUCUUGCACUUUAUAUUUGUUUAAAACAAUCUAUUUAAAGAAGGCGAGUGGUAGGUAUUUUGAGGCACUUACCCUUUCUCAUAUAGCUAGAGUAUCUCUACUCAUGUUAUCUCGAUUGUUUUAGCAGAGUGAACCUUGCUUUGUAAGGAAGUCAUCUUUACACAUGAAUUUACAAGCGCUACUUCAAACUUUUGAGAAUGGUUUUUGUUUAUAUAUUUUGGGGUAUUCCUGUGACUCUGUUAAUCAACCUCAUGGGUGUGAAGAAGGGAGAUAACAGUCCAUCUACAGUAGGCUUCACAAGUAGGAAGUCUAGCGGUUAAGAGCGUUGGGCCAGUAACAGAGAAAUUGGCCGCUCUGCCCUUGACCAAAGCAGUUAACCCCCCCGCACCGCUCUGAUACAGAGGGGUUGGAUUAAGAGCGGAAGACUCAUUUCGGUUGAAUGAAUUGUUGGGCAAAUGACUAGGUAUCCCCCUUUCCUUCCUUUAGUAGGAGGGGAAAAGCCUGAGCAUUACAAUCAAACUUGCUCUUGUCGUAAAUAAAAGAGCACCAUGUUUUGGUUGAAGAAACAAGAGGCCUGGAGUCCUAUUUCUGCAGGCUCUAACAUUCUGUCCAACACCGCUGAGCCACUAGUGCAUGUGGUUAAAACUGUCAGACACGUGCAAACGCUCUGGGCCCAUAUUCACAAAGCGUGAGUAGGAGUGCUAGUCUAAGGUCUGGUCAACACCUCUAAUUCAUAAUGGUUUAAAAGGUCUGCCCCCGCCCCCAUAAUGGUUUAAAAAGCUAAACUGAUCUCAGAUCAGCACUCCUACUCUGACACUGGAUGAGGGCCCUGUGCUCUUUCAGCUCCUGUGUGUCCAAUUUGUCAUUAAGACAAUAUUUAAUGCCGAUAUACUACCAUGGUAGUAUAAUGACGACUUCACUAUGCAAAGCAAUGAGUUUGCUGUUAUUACUUUUGUUACUGCUGGUCACUCAUCCUCAACCAACACUCAUAAAAUGUCUUGCUCUGUCCAUCACAGAAGAAUAAGCUUCUCAACAUAUCAAUGUAUGGCUGCUAAACUCAACUGCUCACAUAAUUGAUUGUGAAACUGGAAACAACCUGUAGAACUUACCUUGGCUGCCAUAACGUGAAAACAUCCUGUACUAGUCUGUGCUCUGUUUGAAAUAGAACUGCUUUAAAACAACUGUGCAGGGUAAAUGGCUAUAAUACAUUAGGUCUACCUGAACACAUUUUAAACGUUCUGCAAAAGUCUAAUGAAAUAAAUGAAUUCAAAUCU